AUGUUACAGAAAAUUUCACGAGACGUUUCACGCAUGAAAUCACUACGUCGAAUCGGUUUCUUUAUUUGUAUUGUUUGUGUACUGGCAUUGACCGAUGCAGCACCAACAUCUAAAGCGGAAGAAAAACUUGUUAUUCGUGGUCGGGUGUUAUUUCCUGAGAAUUCGAGAGUACAAAUUGAACGCGGUGCUAAAGUAACGGUAGAAUUACAAGAUGUGUCUUUACUUGAUGCUCCCGCUAAAGUUAUUGCCAAAGGAACAGAAAAAGCUUCUCGAUUUCCAAUUGCAUUUGCAAUUAAAUAUCUUCCAUCUCAAAUUACCAAAGGUUAUACAUAUUCUAUCAAUGUAGCGAUUCGAAAUAAACAAAACGAACUGUUAUAUAUCAAUGAUGUGCAUAUACCAAUAAUACCUUUGGGCGCUCAACGGACUAAAUUCAUCAGUGUACCAGUUAUUCGUGUGAAAAAGAAUAAACCAACAGCGAACAAAACUCAGUGGCCGGAAUUGGUUGGUCAGAAGGGUGAACAUGCCGUGAAAGUAAUUAAAAAGGAAACAGGUCUUACUAAUGUUGUGACUAUACUCGAAGGUUCACCAGUUACACUGGACUACAGUACAAGUCGUGUUCGAGUGAUCGUUAAUAAUAAAGGAAUUGUUACACACACACCUAUUGUUGGCUGA
Messenger RNA from Adineta ricciae, 672 nucleotides. The record is from the annotation of a GenBank genome assembly. Lineage: Eukaryota; Metazoa; Rotifera; Eurotatoria; Adinetida; Adinetidae.